CAAAGACGCCAUUUUUAAGCACGAAAGAGAGAGAGAAAAUACAGAGAGAGAAAGAAGAGAGAGAUGGUUGGGUUCACCACCUGCAUUGACAUUUCGACGCUUCCCACCGAUAUGGAGGGUUUUUACGCGACCAACAACCAGUUCCAGAAAAGAGGUCCCAAGGGUUUCAUCCAAGUCAAGGUUCUCGACGACGACAAACUCUACGUGCGCGUCGACUUGCCCGGCGUUCCAGACGACGCUGUCCACCACAGGGUCGACGCCGUUAGGCAAAAGGUGGUGUUUUUCUCCGCGGUAACCUUCAACGACGGCUACGAGAAGCAGGGCGUUCGUGAGUACUCCGGAACCGCCGGUUUGGGUUGUGACUGCUGUGAGAUCACCGGCGUGGAGGCCAAGAUGAAAAAUGGAGUCUUGAGGAUGAUUCUCUCAAGAGUCAAGGUGAAGAAGGACCACGACAACAAGUGUACCAACACUGUCCCUCCUUUCACAGGUAAAUCCGGAGGACGUGUUGAGGAGCAUCCGUUUGUGGUGAAAGGUCGCAAGCGAGCCUUCGUUGGAGAACCAACAGCUGAUGGUGGUCUUUUCUUCGCUGUGGAUGUGCCUGGUGUUGGGGACGGUGAUGUUGAAGUGCUUGCUAAUGAGAGUGAAAUUAAAUUCACUGCUGAGGUCAAGAAUGUUUCCGAGCACGACGAGAGUGGCCGUCUUUACCUUGGAAGUGUCGACACUUCUUGGUCUGGUGACUCUGCAGCUAAUUCGCUUUUGAGUCAUAACAUCACCGGUGCUGUAAACUUUGGUGUUCUCAAGGUUCUCAUUUCCCCUCGUCCCAACACCGGCGGUAACAAUGAGUAAUCAUAUCUUUUCACGGCGGUAACAAUGAAUCUAUCCCCUUUUGUUUUAUGAGUACUUGGAUUGGAUUAGUCUUUGUGUGUUUUAAGUUGGGAUUUGAGACUUUUAUGGUUUAGUCCUGCUUUUGUGUUUGCUAUUAUGGAACUUAGUGAUUCGUGUCACUUGUUUUCACAA
Molecule: messenger RNA, 1017 nt
Organism: Brassica oleracea var. oleracea
Lineage: Eukaryota; Viridiplantae; Streptophyta; Magnoliopsida; Brassicales; Brassicaceae
Exons: 3
Coding region: 64-846 (260 amino acids)
Source: RefSeq, a predicted model, not a curated record